Molecule: messenger RNA, 649 nt
Organism: Raphanus sativus (radish)
Lineage: Eukaryota; Viridiplantae; Streptophyta; Magnoliopsida; Brassicales; Brassicaceae
Exons: 2
Coding region: 282-467 (61 amino acids)
Source: RefSeq, a predicted model, not a curated record
UUUAAGUCUCUCAACGUUCAAAACCCGACUCUUCCUCGAGUUUCAAUUAUCAAAGGAAUGGUCAAUUUCGAAGAAAUGUGUAGAGGAGAAUCGUCACAAUCUGACACGUAACCACAUCUCACCGAGAACGCAGCCCUUGUCUCGUUUCUCUUCAUGUUUGUAUAUAAACAUAGAGAGAUAAGAUCAAGAAAGAAUGACAUAACUCGUGUGUAGUUUUCACCUAGCAGAACAGAGUUAUAACUGGGCUUUUCUUUGUUUGUCCUCGGGUUUGUGCGGUGAAAAUGGAGAACAAGAUCAGUAAUGGAAACGAAGAUGGUCCGAAACAUAGCCAAGUGGUGAAGAUAAAGAAAGAAUUCGAAAAGAUAAGGCAGCCAUCGCUGAGAAAGGUCCUCGCCGAGAUCAAGAGGCGUCAACGUUCACGUUCACCACUCGGCUUAGGUGAGAGAUCUAUUCCCGUCGGGAACUGAUGAGAGAUAUAGUAGUAGUACUAGACUACUAGUAGUAGAAGAACCUCCUUACGAGAGAGGGUUCUUAAUACUUAUAUAGCGUCUUGCAGCCUUUGUUGUAUAUAUGACAGCUUGUAUUAUGUCAUGUAAAUACUCUUUGGUAAGAACAUGAACUAUGAAUCUCCCUUCUUUGCAGAGUAAAA